Molecule: messenger RNA, 3980 nt
Organism: Aphanomyces astaci
Lineage: Eukaryota; Oomycota; Saprolegniomycetes; Saprolegniales; Verrucalvaceae
Exons: 11
Coding region: 111-2768 (885 amino acids)
Biological process (GO): phospholipid translocation
Cellular component (GO): plasma membrane
Molecular function (GO): ATP binding; ATP hydrolysis activity; ATPase-coupled intramembrane lipid carrier activity
Source: RefSeq, a predicted model, not a curated record
GCCAGGCGGUUCAACGAAAACCCUUUCGCCAGUCGGUCGUGCAUCUGUCCUCGUCGUCAGUUCCACCGCAGAACUUACAUCCAUUCGUCACCAGAGACCAACGCAGUAGUAUGGUUGGGGACACUGCCAAGCCGGAGACGCGCACGGUGUUCGUGAACAACGACGUCGAGAACGAGCGACUGCGGAUGCAGUUCAAGUACACCAACAACUGGGUCUCCACGUCCAAGUACACCACGUACAACUUUGUGCCCAAAACCAUCCUCGAGUUCUUUCGAGUGGUGGCCAACGGGUACUUCCUGUGCAUUUCAUUGUUGCAGGUGCUCACGGACUGGUCGCCGACCAACCAGUACACAACAGCAGGGCCCCUGCUGAUCGUCUUGAUGGUGUCCAUGAUCAAACAAGCACUAGAAGACAAGAAGCGCCACGACGCUGACGGCAUUCAAAACUGCCGCAUCUGUCACGUGUUGACUACAGACGGAACGAUCCGCGACAAACAGUGGCAAAACGUCGAAGUGGGUGACAUUUUGUUCUUGAAGGACAAGGACGAGAUGCCUGCGGACGUGCUGAUCUUGGCCACGUCGGAAGAAGAAGGGCGGUGCUUUGUGGAGACGUGCAACUUGGACGGGGAGACCAACUUGAAGCGCCGGACAGCGUGCGAACCCAUCGCGAAACGCAUUGGGUUCCGAGCGCUCAACGACCCUGUGAUCGACGAAGCCAAGCACAAGCAAUCGUGUGUGGCGUUUCGAGGGUCGGUCGAAUACGAGCAGCCGAACAACCGGUUGUACAAUUUCACGGGGGUGGUUAAAGCGGAGGCGUUGGCGGAUGCCACGCCCAUCGGUCCGACCAACAUCAUCUUGCGGGGGUGUAGCAUCCGCAGCUGUUCGUACAUCUUUGGCGUCGUGCUGUUUGCAGGCAGAGAGUCAAAGCUCAUGCAAAACGCGCGCGCGACGCCGUCGAAGCAGAGCAACGUGUACAAAGCAGUGAAUCGGUGCAUCAUGCUGAUCUUCCUCACGCAGUUUACACUAUGCGUGAUCAGCACCGUGUCGUUCAACGCGUGGGUGCACCACGCGCUCAAGCUGCACUCGUGGUACCUUCCGUUCAUUCGGGUCGAAGUGAGCGCGUUCUUUACGUUUUUGAUCUUGUACAAUAACUUGGUACCGAUUUCGCUGUACGUGUCCCUGGACAUGGUUAAGGUCGCACAAGCGAAGAACAUUUCGACCGACCCAGAAAUGUGCCACGAAGGUUUUUACGCGAUCGCGCGCACGUCCGACUUGAACGAAGACUUGGGGCAGAUCGAGUACAUUUUCAGCGACAAGACUGGCACAUUGACGCAAAACAUCAUGGAGUUCCGCAAGUGCUCCAUCGGCGGCGUCAUCUAUGGCUACGGGUCGACGGAAAUCGCCAAAGCCGUGGCGAGUUUGGCCAAACAAAACCAACCGCCCACAGAAUCGACCAUAGCGUCGGCGGUGGAAAACGGUCCUGGUCCGGUCGCCGACUUGAAGGACGCGCAGAUCUUCCUCGACAAAACUAUUCACUUUGACGACCCCCGGCUGAUCGCCGAAGCCGCCACGUCAUCCUCUGUUAACGGUGGCCGCAUCCGCGAAUUCCUCACGCUGUUGGCUGUGUGCCACACGGUGAUCCCAGAGACCAACGCCACGACCGGCGUCACAACGUACCGGGCGUCGUCGCCGGACGAAGAAGCCCUGGUGAAGGCGGCACGAUGCCUCGGGUACAAGCUCGUGACCCCGGCGCCGUUUGUCGAGGUGGAAGUCACCCACCAGGGGGCAGUACCAACGAUCGCCGGGUACGCGAUUUUGAACGUGAACGAGUUCAAUUCCACAAGGAAGCGCAUGAGUGUGGUUGUGUCAGCCCCCAACGGCCGCAUUGUCGUGUACUGCAAGGGCGCGGACAACGUGAUUCUCCCCCGAUGCGCCCCCACGGCUAACGACGGCGACCUGGACGAACAUUUGAAGGCGUUUGCGUCUGAGGGCCUGCGCACGCUCGUGCUGGCCAAGCGCGACAUGACCAAAGCCGACUACGAAGCAUGGAACAAAGUGUACCAGGCAGCGGCGACGUCGUUGACUAAUCGGGCCAACCUCUUGGACGCGGCCGCGGAAGCGCUCGAAGUGAACAUGGAUAUUGUCGGUGCCACGGCCAUCGAAGACAAGUUGCAAGUGGGGGUGCCCAACACUAUUCACAGCCUCGCGCAAGCAGGGAUCAAGAUCUGGGUGCUCACUGGAGACAAGGAAGAGACCGCCGUGAACAUUGGCCACGCGUGCCGCCUCUUAAACGACGGCAUGCAGCUGCUGUAUGUGAACCGCGAAGACAUGACAGGGCUCAUGGAACAGCUCGAGUAUUUAUACAACAUGGAGUCCAUCCAAAAGCACUACAAGAGCCGCACAGUGGCUGAAAACAUUGGCAUCGUAUGUGAUGGCAAGUCGCUCGUGCACUUUUUCCCGUCCAAGUCCUUGUCCGCCGACGAAAAGGUCGUGGCGAAGGAACUUCGUCGCAAACUGCUCGUUGUCGCCAGCGUGUGCAAAGCCAUGGUGGCGUGUCGCGUAUCGCCUGCCCAAAAAGCCGACAUUGUCAAUUUGGUUCGAUACAAUUCCCGCAACAAGCCGAUUACGUUGGCCAUUGGCGACGGCGCGAACGACGUCAACAUGAUCCAGUCGGCACAUGUGGGCAUUGGCAUUUGUGGCCAGGAAGGCGUGCAAGCUGUGAACGCCAGCGACUACGCCAUCGCUCAAUUCCGGUACGAAUACGCUUGAUUCUUUGAUUGAUCAUGAUGAACGAUGACGAUGAGUUGACGAUGGCGGUAGGUUCCUUCAACGGCUGCUGUUGGUGCACGGCCGGUCCAACUACAAACGCAUUGCCAAAGUCAUCUUGUACUCGUUCUACAAGAACAUGUCGCUCGUGAUCGUGCUGUUCUUCUACAACUUUUACAACGGGCAGAGUGGCACGUCGCUAUUUGAGAGCUUUGUGAUGGCGGGGUGGAACUUUUUCCUGGCGCUGCCGAUCAUUGCGAUCGGCAUCUUUGACGAAGACGUGAGCCCGGAGCAAGCGAUGGCAUUCCCGGCUUUGUACAAGACUGGCCAGCGCAACGACGACCUGAACGUGUAUCGGUUCUGCUUGUGGAUUGGCAACGCCAUCUUUCACGCAUGCGUGAGCUUUUGGCUGCCGAUUUACAUCGUCGCAGGGUACCCAACCGAAGCGUUCCACUUGCAAGGCACGACCAUCUACACGGGCCUGCUCAUGACCAUGAACUGCAAAGUGAUCAUGGAAACGAUGUCGUGGACGAUGUACAGCCACGGGUUUAUUGUGUUUUCGCUCUUGCUUUUCUUCUUCUUCCUCGGUGUAUACCCCCUGUUUACGUUUCUGAGCUGGGACAUGGUUGGCAUCACCCCCGUCCUACUUUCGUCGGGCAUCUAUUGGGCUGUGUUCUUCCUUGUGCCCGUGGCCAACUUCCUCGUCGACUUGCCGUUGAAAUUCUGGAUGAAGUUUUACUGCCCCACGGACGCAGACAUUUUGCGCGAGCGGUAUGUGCUUAAGCGACUACGAGCCAAAGUAUCGUGUGGUGUAUCCGAAGCGGCCAAGACGCAAGGGAUGCACGAGCCGGUCGACGACCGCAGAGGGUCUGUGGGGCGAACGCCGGACCAACUCAUCGCGGACAAGAAGGCCGGGGUGCGCAACUUGACUGACGUCAUGUACACCGGGUUUGCAUACACGUCGGCCGAGUCCGUCGGUCGCGGCUUGGGCGCACGUGACAUUGCGUCUCUGCGCGUGGAUCAGUUCCAGCAGACGGGAAAGACGGAUGUCAUUACAGAGAUGCGGCUACACAGCGCCGGCCAUUUUGUGCCGCCACCGGGGGUCAUAGCAGACGAGUCGGAUGGGGAGUGAGCGCAAGACAUUUCCACGCCGUGAUAUGCCUAUUUAUUCGAGUGACGACCCCUUAGAUAUGCUUCAUAAUAAUAACUACUCCG